UGAGUGAGGCUUCUUUAAUUUAAUUAUGCGUAACAGUAUCAACAAACGUUCGACGUAGCUAUGACGAACCUUGUUUAGUUUGAUUCGAACCACUACUGGAAGCAGUAUCUUUAAAACUUAUCUUCUUUUGAGUAUCACCCUACCACAAUUUGACACAUUUUCAGGUUUUUUUAAGUUCUUUAGUAAUUUGCACUUAAGAUCUGCGCGCUAAAUCUAAAAAAGACGAAGAAAGAAACUCAUUGCCGAGAGUCGCUUCUCGUCAUGGAAGAAUCAGGCGACAAACAGGAGGAAAAUUGCACGUUCGAAUCUGCGAACCAGAAGGGACUAUCCAUCGAUAAGAUCGUAGCCGGUACAGAUUCUUUAGAUCCCAAUCGAGUCAACGAUCGCUCAGAGACGGGGAAAAAUGCAGAAAAGACCGUAGAAUGUUCGCAGAUGGUCGAUGGAAACUCGAGUCCUUCGAAAUCGAAGGAAAGUGUUACAGGCGCGAAAGUAAAGCGUAAAUUGAGAUCGACGCGUAGAAAACUGAACGCUAUGAUUAACAAUACGUCGUUACAUUUCUCCGAUACCGAUUCCGAAGGAGAGUUAACGUCCAUUAAUUCUCAAAUCAGAUCAUUGAGUUAUACGGCGGAUGAAGAACAAGGACCGAUUAUCUCUGUAACGUCGGACGACGUGGAGGCCGAAGGCUCCAAGCUUUUGUCACCCGAUGAUAAAGGCUCGUCUCAGCCGAAUAAUUUCAUCGAAAACCUUACGGACGUUGACGAAAUUUAUGCCAGCGAGCCAGAAAACGAGCGAAAGGAGGAUCGGAAUAACCUUAAGGUUGGCAAAACUCCGUGUCAAGGUGAUACGGAUCUCGAGGAUUUCGAAGGCGAAGACGAAGUACACUCGAUGAUUUACGUAAAACCGAGGUGCGAUAUAUUUUGCGACUAUAGCGGAGAAACGAUAACGACGAAGGAAGGUGACGGACCGUUUUCCGUAGAAGUGCGAAAUAAAAUGUAUCGGGAAGAAGAACCGCGAAACGGUUUGGGCAGUAGCAUGCCGGAUAUCGUGGUUAUGUCGAAUACCGACGAGGAAGAUAUGGAUAUAUCCGAGGAGGAAGAUAUGCAAGAAGCCUGUUGCAGUCAUAAAGAAUUGCUCGAAGAUUUGGACGUUCUGGCAGCGUCUCAAGUUAUUAUGAGAAAUAUCAAUAAAAUGGAGAACACGUUAACUGUGAAAGAUAUUGGUGACGACGCGAUCAGCGAUUGUCAUACGGACAUCGAAGAAGUCGAUCCGAAUGAAUAAAUUAAUUCGAAAUGCGUGGAUGACAAAACUGCCGUCCUCGACAUUAUCAUAGACAACCGUAUGGGAUAUUAAUUUUAAGUCUCGAAGGAUACCAAUAUCCACGGAUAUUGAUAGACAAAAGCAAUUAUAGUUUAUAAAGGGAUUUAGAGUUAUAUGCAUAUCAAUGUUUAUGUACUGUUAUGUGCAUGUUACAAGUUUAAUGAAAUUAACGAUACCUCGGUGACGAAACUUAUUUUUGAAAUUGUAUUUCUUUUUAAGAAGAAAUUGUUAUAUGUACAGUAAACAGAGUUUACGAUAGUGUUGUGUCUAAUAACGUUCUAAAAAGAAUGCUAUAAAGUAUAAAAAUCGUGUUUACUCGUUAUGUUUGUGAAAGUUUGAUCGUGUAAUCCUUUAAGAGUUAUAUGCGAAACUGUAAAUAUACGCAAUGUAUUUCGUGCAUAUGUAUUUACCUAAUAAAAAGUAAUGUGAGCAUAA
Bombus impatiens (common eastern bumble bee) is the source of this 1752-nucleotide messenger RNA. RefSeq lists its product as uncharacterized. Bases 262 to 1278 code for a protein of 338 amino acids. Lineage: Eukaryota; Metazoa; Arthropoda; Insecta; Hymenoptera; Apidae. The transcript has 3 exons. The record is from RefSeq and is a predicted model, not a curated record.